Moneuplotes crassus is the source of this 1218-nucleotide messenger RNA. NCBI's taxonomy places the organism in Eukaryota, Ciliophora, Spirotrichea, Euplotida, Euplotidae. The record is from the annotation of a GenBank genome assembly.
AUGGAAGCGAAUAGUGUCAAGAUCCAAAACAAGCGUAUCGCUAAGGAAGUAAGGCUACUCAAAAAGCUUCCUCCAGAGAUGCUCUUUGGGAAAAUAGAGAAGACUUAUGGAGUGGUAGUAAGGAUUGAAAUUCAGUCCUCUCUGAUAAAAUCCGAACUGCUCAACCCUGAUAUUGAGAAGUUAUACUUUGAAAUAUUACUUACCCAAAGAUUCCCUUUGCAAGCUCCUCAAGUGUACUGUAAGACAAAGAUUGGGUACCCCACAAUUGAUGAUAAGAGGGAUGUCCUGGAGGAGAUCAUUCAUAAGGAAUGGAGCAAUACAAUGACUAUUUAUGAAACAAUACAGCUCAUUCCUCAGUUUGUUGCCGAUCUGCUCCUCAAAAUGCACCAAGAUGAUGAGAUCAAGUCUAUUGGAAAAUGGCAUCUUGGUCAAUCAUACCCUAUCAAAGAGUGGGGAGUCGGCUGUUUCAAGGUAAGAGAGGAAACAGAGACGCUUGAUGGAUUCCAAUACCACGAUCGUUAUAUCGCAGUGUAUGAAAACUCUUUCUUUCUCUUCGAGCCUGACAGAAAACAAAAGACUAUGGCUACACUUCUGACAGUCGCUACUCUAUGAUCACUAGAAAAAAUUGUCAGAAACCUAGAUAUGCCAGAUUACGUAACUUUUAUUUGGAGAAAAAUGGAGAAUCAGAAGGAUCAAUGGGUUCUCAAAGUUGAAAUUCCAAACUAUGUUGAGUGAAUAAAUCUCAUUGUUAAAUAUCUAAAGCUACUAGAAGUUUCUGUGCAAAAGAAAUACAUGAAAAAGCGUAAAAUUUUAGCAUCAGAGGUUAAUGACAAGGCUAUCAAGAAAACUAACGAAAGCAUGCUUUUGCAACAUGUUGAGGAAGCUGAGAAAGCAGUUGAUGAACUGAUCAACAACAAAACUGUGAAAAAUCUCAUGGACUCUUACCAAAAGGCGAUUGAAUACUAUUCUGCACUUGACAACAAAUGCUAUGAAGAUUUCCUCAAUAGAAUGACUAAUCUGUUCAAAAGGGAGGAGAUCCAAAAAGCCUUGUCCCAACCUGAUGAAGAAGAAGAGAAAGUUGAGGAAGCCUCUUCUCAAAAUUUCUCUCCUAGUCUCAACGAUACACAAGAUUCGAACUCUUCAGACCAAGCUUUGGAGCAGGAAGGUGGUCAAGAGCGCCAGGAGGCCCCAGGCGCAGAAAUCCCCAAGGAAUAAGUA